Messenger RNA from Mytilinidion resinicola, 1244 nucleotides. Its product is annotated as heme peroxidase. The record is from RefSeq and is a predicted model, not a curated record. Gene Ontology annotation, biological process: hydrogen peroxide catabolic process; cellular response to oxidative stress; response to reactive oxygen species. Lineage: Eukaryota; Fungi; Ascomycota; Dothideomycetes; Mytilinidiales; Mytilinidiaceae. Bases 1 to 975 code for a protein of 324 amino acids. Gene Ontology annotation, molecular function: peroxidase activity; heme binding. The transcript has 3 exons.
AUGCAUCCCUUUGUCCUCGUCCACAUCCUUGCCGCUUCGACGUGUUGCCAGGCAUUCGCAUUCCCGGAUGUCUCAUCCCUCAACAUAUUCGAUCGUUCUAUAUUCAGCUCUAGAGAAGCACAAAGUGGAGUAGAUGGGGCAGGUAAAGGAGGUACUAAAAAUGGUCAAAAGCAAGCUCAAGGAUCAGGCUGUCCGGCAGUGUGGUUUGAUAUCUCUAAAGAUCUCACCUCUCGAUUUCUCAAGAAAGGUGUAUGCACCGACGAUGCCCGAGCUGCGAUCCGUUCUUCUUUCCACGACUGUUUCGAUGGCGCCUGCGAUGGAUCUCUUGUACUAGGAGACGAAUGCUUCCGGAGUUCAAACAACGGCCUUCUCGACUGGUCUAUGAAACUCAGGGCUAUAAAAGAACAGUACAACGUCGGAAUGGCUGAUUUGAUCCAGUUUGCCGGAGCCCACGCUACCGUGACCUGCCCGAAAGGCCCUGUCGUCCCUGUCUUCGUCGGCCGGAAAGACAGCUACACACCAUCUAAGGAAGGCUGGCUCCCUCCCGCCAACGCCACCGGCGAUGCCUUACUCAAAGCUUUCCAAUCUAAAGGCUUUACCGCUACCGACCUCGCAGCUCUCAUCGGCGCGCACACCACCGCGAAACAAAACUUCGUCAAUGCGCAGUUCGCUGGCUAUGGGCAAGACAGCACACCCGGAAUUUGGGACGUCAACUACUACAAGGAGACGAUUGACGGGGCCGCGCCCUUUUCGUUCCCAGCUGACAAGAAUCUGGUGAAGCAUCCCAUCGUCGGGCCUCGCUUCAAGGAGUUCGUGGGUAAGCAGCAGAGAUGGAACACAGCGUAUGUGGCUGGUUUCAGGAAGAUGUCGAUGCUGGGUGUCGAGAACAUCGACGAACUCGUUGAUUGCACGAGUGCGUUGCCACGCGGGACCAGGAAGCGAGAUAUCAAAGCUGCACCAAUUGGUGCUAGAUGACAGUGAAGUGGAGGAUAUUGAGAGAGCACUUGUGGCUAUGAUAUCCCUCAUUGCCAUAUCUGAGUUGGGAUUGGAUUUGGGUUGGGGAGCAUCUAGGUGGUGUUCCCAGAGGCGGGUGAUUCGUAGAUAUAUAUUUCGCUCACUUUGCAUCGGAAGUUGUGUGCGAUGUUACGAGGAAGCUCUUGAAAUAAUACUAGCAGCAAAGGUUUAAACCCUACUGUAUUAAAUGGCAGACUGGCAUCUUUCAGCAUACUCAAUGCCACACUCUU